UGUGUGUAGCGUCUCGGAACAGUUUAUUAUUUAAUAUGAACAAAAAAGCUGUGUUUUUAUUAUAUUUGCUGUAUUUGCGAAAAAAGAAGUGUCGAGAAAAAAGACGAAGACGAUAUUGGGUCCAUCCCAUAUUAUCUCAAAAAUAUGUAGAAGGAGCAUUUUAUACAAUGUUUGAAAAAUUGCGCGAGCAUGAUGAAAAGUUUUUUAACUACUUCAGAAUGAGCACAGCUACAUUUGACUACUUACUAGAAAAGUUAUCAUGUAGCUUACAAAGACAAGAUACUCAAAUGAGAUUAUGUGUACCUCCAAAAGAAAUGCUGGCAAUAACACUGAGAUAUUUGGCAAGUGGAAACACGUUCACGGAUAUGCAUUAUGCCUACAGAUUAGGAGUUUCAACCAUAAGCAAGAUUAUAAAAGAUGUUUGUCAUAGUAUUUGGAAUAUUUUGAAAGAUGAAUAUCUUCCAACUCCAACAGUAGAAAAUUGGAAGGACAUUGCUGAUGGAUUUACAAGAAAUGCUCAGUUUCCGCACUGCAUAGGAGCUGUGGACGGGAAACACGUCCGCAUUAUGAAGUUUCCAGGCAGUGGAUCGAUGAAUUUGAAUUAUAAACAUUUUUUUUCGAUAGUCCUAAUGGCUAUUGCGGAUUCUAAUUACCGCUUUAUAUACGUAGACAUAGGUGCCUUUGGUAAGGAUUGCGACUCAUCCAACGACUUCAUAAGAGCCAUAAAUGUUGGUAAGGAGUACGCAAAAGAUAUUGUUAAAGCGUGCAUAAUUUUGCACAACCUAGUUCGAGAAAAAGAUGGCACUCGUGUAGAAGAUAUGUACGCACCAGACAGAGAGCUACAAAAUCUACCACCAACUACAGCAUGUCGCGGUGGACGAGCUGCCAAUGAUGUUCGCGAUAAAUUUGCAGAAUUCUUUGUAAGUCCAGAGGGAUCCUUACCAUGGCAAAUGUCUAAAAUUUAG
Acanthoscelides obtectus is the source of this 965-nucleotide messenger RNA. The record is from the annotation of a GenBank genome assembly. Lineage: Eukaryota; Metazoa; Arthropoda; Insecta; Coleoptera; Chrysomelidae.